Messenger RNA from Coniosporium apollinis CBS 100218, 696 nucleotides. RefSeq lists its product as uncharacterized. The coding region runs from base 1 to 696 and encodes 231 amino acids. Gene Ontology annotation, cellular component: membrane. The transcript is spliced from 2 exons. Lineage: Eukaryota; Fungi; Ascomycota; Dothideomycetes. The record is from RefSeq and is a predicted model, not a curated record.
AUGAAAGCGCACCACUUCAUCAUCUCGCUCUUCGCCAUCGCAGCGGUAGCAACCCUCCCGCCCGCGACAGCUGAUGAGCCCACCAUGCCGCCCUCGGUUCCCCCUUCAGCACACUUCCUCCAGACGCCGAUCGAUCACAUAGCCAACUUCUUCAAGGGCUUCUCAGCCGGCACGGUGAAGGCUCUCUCCGAUAUGCCAGACAGUGUUGACGCCAUUGCUCGCAGCGCCCAAACGCUGAAGGAUUCCACUCAGACUGCUCUUGGAGAUCUGAAGGACAAACUCGUGGCCGUCGACUACGAAGAACUGCCAAAGCAGGCCAGAGACUAUAUCGCGACCUACAUCAAGGAGCAUCCCUAUCAGACAGCCUUCCACAUCGCCAACGGAAUCGUCUACUUCACCCCCGCCGCCUUGACCUCCCCGGUCCUCUCGUUGCUAGGCUUCACGUCGCAGGGGCCGCGUGCCGCGUCAGUAGCGAGCGGCAUCAUGAGCACAUUCGGCACCGGCGCAGCGAGAGGCGUCUUUGCUACUGCGCAGAGUGCUGCUAUGGGGGGUUAUGGUGCUGGAGCGGUGAACGGCUUGACGAGGGCGGGGAGUAUUCUCGCGGGGGCUGCACAGCUGUGGAGGCCGGCACAGGGCAAGAAAGACCACACGGCGAGUACGGAGGAUGGUGGUGGUCAAAUUGGGAGUAAGCUGUGA